Messenger RNA from Closterium sp. Naga37s-1, 444 nucleotides. Lineage: Eukaryota; Viridiplantae; Streptophyta; Zygnematophyceae; Desmidiales; Closteriaceae. The record is from the annotation of a GenBank genome assembly.
AUGGCACCACUCACCUUAGAGCUGUCGGAGGGGCAUGGCGCCGUGCUGUUGGUGGCAGCGGCAACAGCAAUCGUUCAUAUUUUUUUCGCCGAAGUCGUGAUGUUCGCGAGAAAGAAGUACAACGUCCAAUUCCCGCUUCUGUACGCGCCUGAGUCUCACAAGAACAACAAGGAGUUCAACUGCGUACAGAGGGCGCAUCAGAACUUUCUCGAGAAUAUUUCGUUUUUCUUUGCGUUCCUCCUCACCAGCGGCCUUGCGUACCCCUGGACAUCCACAGUUCUUGGGGUUAUCUUCCUGCUUGGCCGCAUUGUCUAUUUCCUUGGUUACUCCACUGGGAGCCCAGCGGCACGAAAUUAUGGAGCAUUUUGGACGAUUGGACUUCUUGGGCUCAUGAUUGGCACCAUUAUGUUCGGUCUUCGGGUCCUCGGUGUCAUCUCAGCAUGA